UAAAACUUUUUUUUUAAUAUUUUUGUUUACUAUCUCUACGUCUGUACCGAACUGUCACUACAUUUUCUGUGACCAACUUUUCAUAUCCCGACGGGUGUGAAAUAGUUAGUCCACCAGUUAGUAGUGACCACUAACUAACUACUCGUGCGAUAAAUUUGAAGAAAUAAUGAUUAAAUUCAAGGCAUUGAACGAAUCGGAGCCGUCGUCCGAUUCGGAGAUAUCGCAGACAUUGGUUGUCACUCGCGAAGCACACGAAGAAAAUCUGUUGGCCAUCUAUGACGAAGCCAUUCGUACGCUUAGUGCCGGCGACGACGUUGCGGCCAAACAGAUGCUACUGAAACUGAACGAUAGUCUGGCCGCUGCCGGCUGUGGUAAGACUGGCCAUCAAAAACUCAGUUCGGAAGCCAUCUAUCAUAAGCUGCGGUACUCGACGUUCAAGAAUUUGGGUCUCAUUACUGGCGAUUUGAACUACUAUUUGGAAGCACUCGAGUUGGACGCCACUGAUGUUACAUUGUGGCUGAAAACCGGCCGAUUGGCUGCCGCUGGACUCAAUUAUCAAUUGGCCCGCGAAUGCUACGAAUGCGCCCAUUCGUUGAGUCAGAACAACUGGCUGGCCAUCGAUCGGCUCAUCGAUUGUACGUUUGUCUUACACGACAUUUACCACUGCUUUCGGUUGUGCUGUACGGCCAUCGAUCGCGACGAGACGUACACCAAAGCGCUUGUAUUGUUCAACGAAUGUAUUCGUUUGCAGCCGUCAUUUGUUACCGAAAUGUCCGAAAAAUAUCGCCGUUUUGUAACGGCUGUUGCCGGCGAUGUUUACGAAACUGAAGACUGUGAACAUAUUGUCGGCGAAUUAAGACAACUGAAAGCCAAACGAAAACAGUAUUUCGAUGACGAAAGACAACGUCAGGAUCAGAAACGGCCGAAAUUGUCACUAAUUUUGGACAAAAAUCUGACUAAUCUUACGUUUGCCACAAUUGGUUUGAAAAUUAAGAUUAUUUACGACCGAAUCAAGAAGUGUCAUCUGUUUCCAUCGACGCCAAUAGACAUUGGCUUCGAGUAUGGCGUCAGUAGUUCGCAGACCGACAGCUGCGGUAAUGAGAGCGGCAGUACUAAUACAAGUGCCGACGAGAGUACAUCUACGGCAACAAAUAACGGUCCAGUGCUCGCUGUUCCCAUUAGUGACGGCCAAGACUCGGAUGUCAAGGAGAAAGAGGUUAACAAUACGCCGAACAUUGUUAACAACGAAUCGGAAGCAAAUGACACGCCGACUAACAACAAUAGCAAUCCGAAGAAAUUCAAGAGAUCUAAUAGUCUGCGCAACAGUACAUCAAAUUUGUUUCCCUCGGAGUUYGUCGAUAAACGGAGAUCGAGUCGUGUGAAGAAUAUUUUAAAUAAGAGCCGUGAUAUUGAUGAACGAAAUAUAUCGGAAAGUAUUCUGGAACUGUUGCCCGAUUCCUUGAAGAUGGCAAUGCCUGAGAUGCGUCCGAAAACUCCUGAAGAAUUAAUAGCGGCCGAAACUGCUUACAGAUGUAUCAAUUUGUGCGAAAAAAGUGAAUCAGAUUACGUAAAUAGUUUCUUGGAACGGAUCAAAUCACUUAAGACUCAACUAUCGGUGAUAACAAUCUACGAUAUCAUUGAAUCGUAUUUAUGUAAACUGAGUGCCGCCAAGAAUCUAAUCAUUCCGAUGGCUUUUCACGAAUUGUAUGCCGUUUAUCGUGACUAUAAUCCGCUGCCUUGCGGUCCGCUAUCGGUAAUCGGACGCGACAUCGAUGUUGAACAACUGUGGUUGUGUUUGACGGCCAAUGAGCUAAAGUUUCAUCGAAAUGAGUGCAUGUUUUUAACACAAAUGUUAGUACCGUUGGAGUUAACGCUCAAUAAAGACCAAUACAACGAAUUUGUGGUCAGAUUGUUGAUGAUUAGAGGAACCAAAGAGAAUGAUAACGAUUUUUUGAAUCACGCCAUCAGUAUUCUGUGUGACAACGAGAUCGAAGUGAUGGCAGCAAACAAAGUAGUGAUCAAAUAUACGGCCAUUAAAUCGAUUAUCGAUUCGCAAUCGCGCGAAAACCUGUCACAGUUGAUGGCCGAACAUAAUUUCGAUCAGUUAAUAAAGAUUUUAAUGUCGAAACCCGAAUCGGAACUGACUAUCGACGAGAUAAACCUAUUGAAUGAUGCUAUUGUUAGCUCACAGCUGUGGCAAAAGGGAAUCGAUAUAUUGAGUACAAGAAACGAUUUGAACAAAGAAUGUUUGGCCACAAUUGUGAAAUGUGUUGAAACGGGUCAGAGGGCUCGGAUCAAGUAUCCAUUAUCGGUAAAAUUGGUCAAAUUGGCGGCUGAAGGAAAGUCAAUAGUUCCCUGGGUUUGUCUGUAUUGGACACUGAUUGCCGAAGGCUACGAAGCCACUAAUGCCAAGAGUCUGCUCAUCAAAUUUCUCAAAUUAGGCCAUCAAUAUCUCGGCAAACGGGGCACCUGUACGUCAAACAAUGGCGAGUUUCUGUUUCUGGCUCUACAACACUUCAUCGAUGUCGACAUCGAAAAUGAAAUUUUUGCCUGUUUUACCUGUCUGUUCAAUUAUCCGGCGCGUCGACACCAAUCGGCGGCUAACUAUCAUCAUUCGCCUCACGUACCACUCAAAUGGGAAUACUGUGAACAACUUUAUCAUUAUUUUGCUCCCGAAGAACUACCCGAAUACGACAGUCUUGUACGACAAACAGGUCUUACUCAAGAUAUACAAGAAUUGUUGGUCAAAGUUGUCGAUUUAGUUCCCGGCCGUUUGCAGCCAAACGCACGAACCGAACCCAUAAUCAAUUACAUUGAUAAGGGAGAGGAGAUACCCGACGAUAUGAGUUUCGAGAAAACAUCAAUAACUGAGACUAUUUAUUAUCUAUUGGCUGACUAUUACUUCAAAAAUAAGGAGUUCAGUAAAGCCCGUGAAUACUAUAUCUAUGAUUUGGCGCUAAACUGUAAUCGUUUCGACUCGUGGGCCGCAUCGGCACUGACCCGUAAUUUUGAAGUUGACCAACAAUUAUUAUCGGGCAAAGAAAUCAGCGAAACAUUCUAUGAGCUGGCAAUGGCCAGCCAACGGUGCUUUCAACGGGCCCUACUAUUAGAGCCGUCAAACACAAAACUAUGGAUAGAAUUUGGACACUUUAUGUACAAUAUAUCGAGUACGACAUCCCGGUUGCGAAAGACAUCGCUGUUUACAGCAGGAUCGGCACCGAACUCUGACGCUGAACGGGCUCAGGGUAUGACUCAAGUGGCCAAACAUUGUUUCGAAAAAGCUUUGAAUGCCGAUUCACCCGAAGAACUAUGGCUUCCCUACUAUAUGUUGGGUAAAGUUAUGGAAAAGAGUAGCAACAUUUACGGCACAAACGCACUGUUUGUGGCCAUCAAGUACUACGAAUGGGCCGAUAUGUGUCUCUACGUUGAUGGCGCUUCUUAUCCAAAGAAAAUAAUGUAUUACAAUCCUCCCUAUUUGGCAGUGGAAGCGCUAGAAGUUCAUUAUCGCAUACACGCGUCGAUACUUAAACAUUUGACAUCGUUUCACAAAAAGUUGUCCACUCGUGUACUCAAACGUUUCAAACUUCAUCUGACGCGAGCACUGCGCUCACCAUUUGUCAAACAGAUCACUACAUCGACAACUUCAUCGUUGGCCACUGCACAGGCUGAUCAUGACUACACUGGAACUGGGAGAACAACAGCAACAACGGCGACUGGUUCGGCGAGUAGUUUUGUACCGCACAAAGAGGUUACCGAAUUGAUGAACGAUUUGGUCGACAAUAUAGAGCUGAGACUCGAGCGGACGGAUGCCAAACAACUAAAACAAGAGUUAAUAAUGAUGUGUUUGAAUGCUAUGUUUCGGUGCGUUAACCGAUAUCCGGCACACUAUAAGUCUAUAUUUCGAUUGGCCGACUUCUACCAUAAGAUUAAUAACAACGAGGAGGCGAAACAAUUGUUAUUGAAAGCACAGGGUGGUCAGCACCGGCCUCAACGAGAUAGAGGCGGCGGCGGUGAAGUAACAGACCUGAGCCAAUUGCCCGGUUUGUUUGCCGAACGAAAGAGUAACAACUUAUUCAACGGCAUUUGGCGCAUACCUAUCGAUGAUAUUGAUAGGCCGGGCAGCUUCUGGUCGCAUAUGUUUCGAUCGACUUGGCUAUUGAUACGGGUCUGUACUUUUACCAUCGACUAUCAUAUGCUCUGUCAGAUAGCCAUACAACUGAGCAAAACACCCGAAGCGGAAAAACGUUUUCUGCGGGACACUGAUCGCAAAAUUUUGGCCAAACUAUCAUUCGACUCGUGCUAUGUAUUGCUAAAAGACAAAUACAGUAAAGCCAUGGUUGAGAUCAAUCCAACCGAACGGCAACAGUCGCUAACGGAUAUACACCGUACGGCCAAUCAGUUUAUUAAGUCUAGUGUUUUUGUCAAAGAUGCCGGUGCUAUGAUUAAGGAAAUAUUUCAAUAUAAUUCGGAUAUCGGUUCAGCGUUCAUCUGCGGUCAACCAAUUGAUUCAAUACUGUCGGACAUUUCCAACAAAACGGUCAAAUUGUGGAUAUUUUCUGGCGAUAGUUACUAUUUGGUUAACAAUUUUGUAGCCGACAAUGUAAACCAAACGACUAAUAUUGUGGCUGAAAACGGAUCUAUUAGUCAACUUAAUAACAAUAUAAGCGCACCAAUAGAUAUGGCUUUUAAUUAUAAUGAUGAAUACCAUCUGAUCAAUCUAUUAAACCAAACAGAAUGGAUACUAACUAAAGAUUGGGAUCUAAUAGCAGUUAUUAAACCUCAACUAAAUACUGAACGACGAUAUUUGGAAGGUUUGGGCAGUAUUUUCAAUAAUCUUACCAUUUAUUUAGGAACAGUUAAUAUAAUUGCCUGUCUAUACGAUUAUCGCGAUUUUCAUUGUGCACUGAUGAUGACUACGUUCAAUGACACGGAUCAGUUUGCAUUUUAUUGUAAUGAAGCGCCCUAUACUCGCGGACUAGAAUUCGUCAAACUACUCGAUGGUCGACCAGUUAGUCACGCCAUACGAACCCAAAAACAAUUAUAUCUGAUCGCUGGCCAAAAUGUUUAUGCCGUUUAUUGUUAUACAGAUAUGUUUUAUGCUCUCUUUUGGCAACCAAUGUCUAAGUUCAUGGAUUUGGAUCAAUUGAUUACCUGUGCUAAUCCGGAUGAUAAUAUUAAUAAUACAAUUGAUCCGACAUCUGAUGCAACGGGUGUUCAACUCAUUCACAUUAUUUUGAUUGUCAUCUUAAGUGUGAUUAUUAUUGCCAUAAGUUUUAAUAUUGUUAUACUCAUUAUUCUUCGGUUAAAAGCAAACAAACCAUUAGAAAUAAAUUUAAAUGAAGACAAGUCUGUACACUAUAAAAUCGAUUCAAUCAAUUCAAUCAAUUCAGUCAAUAGUCAAGAUAUAACUAAUUAA
Molecule: messenger RNA, 5416 nt
Organism: Oppia nitens
Lineage: Eukaryota; Metazoa; Arthropoda; Arachnida; Sarcoptiformes; Oppiidae
Product: calcineurin-binding protein cabin-1-like
Exons: 6
Coding region: 167-5416 (1749 amino acids)
Biological process (GO): chromatin organization
Cellular component (GO): nucleus
Molecular function (GO): nucleosome binding; protein binding
Source: RefSeq, a predicted model, not a curated record